CAGUGGGCGACGGCAAGCACACGCAGCCUCCUCAGCAUCUCCUGUCUCUCUCAUCGCGGACGAAACCCACCAGUAACCCCUCUCAAAUCUGGAUCUAUCUCUCUAAUCUGUAUAUUUUCACCUGAUGUGAGAGAGUGUUUUGCAGGGAGCAGCGAUGGGCGCGUUUGGAGUGAUCUUGAGGAGUUUACACUGUGUGGGACUCUACAUCCAACUUAGUGCCAGUGUCAGACAAGCUGGAAGUGACGAGGUAGAGAACCACAUAUCCAGCAACGCUCUCUUCACAGAGGUCCCUCAUGACAUCACAGCACAGAGCGGACAGGAUGUGGAGAUGGCGUGCUCGUUCCGGGGGGCGGGGUCACCAUCCUACUCGCUGGAGAUACAGUGGUGGUACAUAAGGAACCACAGAGAAUGGACGGACAAGCAGACAUGGACCACCAAUCAGGUGGUGCCCCAAAACGAGAUGUUGAAGGAUGCCACCAAAAUCAGUGUGGUGAAGGUUGCCGGUAGCAACAUCUCCCACAAGCUGCGUCUAUCCAGUGUGAAGCCAACGGACGAGGGCACGUAUGAAUGCCGCGUCAUCGAUUUCAGCGACAGUAAACUGCGCCACCAUCGCGUGCGGGCAUACCUACAGGUGGAGCAUGGCGAGGGGAACGCGGCUCCUCCGCCCCAGCAGGGGGCAACAUCACAAGAGGAACUUCUGCCGUCCGAGCACCACAAGCACCAGCCGGUGCAGCACGGGCACCACAAACCCGGCCGAGAGCUCAGGAAGAGGUCCGCUGAUGAUAGUUCCACUGACUGCAUAGAGAGCUGUGCACUUUAAGUUCCUCCGUUUAACCCUCAGUUCCUCCCGCCAAGAGCCCUACACCUUAAAGAAAUAGUUCACACAAUAAUUACAACUCCGCUGUCGUUUACUCACCCUCAUGCUGUUCCAAACCAGUAUGGCUUUAUUCCGUGGAACACAAAAGGAGAUAUUUUGAAGAAUGUUCACACUGCUCUUUUCCAAAGAUAUCGUAUGGCUUCAGAAGACUUGGAAUAUAGCACACAAGUCGUAUAGACAACUUUUGUAAUAUUUUAAUAGUUCUUUUAUAGUGCUUUUUUGUCCUUUAUGGAGCUCAAAACAGCCUCCAUGGCAAAAUAAAAAAUUCCGGUAACUGAAAAAUGGAAUUUGGAAGCAUAAACGUUACUACAUUUAUUAAAAAAAUAAACCUUUAUCUUCUUUUAAGAAUGUUGAGAUAUUUCUACUUGGAAAAAAAGACAAAAAUACUCAAUAAGAAAAUUCAUUCUUACAGUAUACUUUCAAAAUAUUUGUCAAAAUAAUAUAAUUUUGUGUUCCACAGAAGAAAGAAAGUUGAAUAUGUUUGGAACUACAUGAGAGUGAAUAAAUUAUUACAGAAUUUUCUCUUUUGGGUGAACUUUUCCUUUAAAACAAGAUGUAUAUUUCUGUAUAAAAAUAGCAGUAGAUGUGUGUUUAGAACAGCGAGUGCAUGUCACAAAUGUUUCUAAUAAUAUUUGCUAAAGAGCAAACAACCAAAUCGGACCGUUGAAUUAAACUCUUUGGUCAUUCCUACAAUCGGAUUCAUGUUUUUGAUACGGUGUUCCUGUAGACAGACGAGUGACUCUCACAGAGAAAUGUCCGGAUUAUAUUUCACUCCCAAAUUAUCAGGAAAAAGUAAAAACAUAAUAUAAAAUUAAAUCUAUAUAUUUUUAAAUCAAAAUAAUAAAAGAUACAAAUAAUUUGUGAAAAUGAUAUAAUACGUCAAGUUAUUUUUUUUUUAUUAUUCAAUAAAAUAAUAUGAAAUAAAAAUAAUCUCACAAUGCAAAAAAAUCUGAACGGUCCUUAAAAUAAUAAUCUUCAUUUUAUUUAUGUAAAAAUAAAAAACUUUUUUGGUGAAAUAUGACCUGGACGUUUCUUGACGGUUUUGUGAGAACCCUCCAGAGAGGACAAAAGUGAAUUCUUCGGGUCUAAACAAUCAUUUACAUGCUGUAAUUACUCUCAUUGUUUACAUAUAAUGUUAAAGGCACCAGUCUGAGGGUUUUAUUCGGACUGGUAUCAUUUAGUGGUGCGUUCACAUACAACGCGACGAAAAUGUACAGCUCGCAUUGCUCGUGCGAGUUUGACCGCUGGAUUAUAAAUGUGUGUUUUAAGUGUUGAGUAACGCGAACCCGCGAGUAUUCCCCCUGCUCUUCCGGAAAAGGACAGGAGGAGGGGCUUCUACGACUAGGUUCAUAGAGAGAGAGUUGCGACAACGGAAGUUCAAAAUGCGUGAUCGUCACGUGAUUCACGUAGACUUCAGAUAGUUCCAGGAAGUGCUUUGGCGGGCAUUUCAUACUGUUAGAGUAGAGUGACAGAACUGCGAUUUCUGGUAAUUAGUAGUCAAUAAAUGCAUUUAUUUUAUAUAUUUCUGUAACACACCGACAUAUGUAUGUAGCAUGAGUAUGUUGUUACAGCGAUGUUGUUUUUUAAAGAUCAAAUCAGCUAAUAUUUGAGGAUUAGUGUUCAGCUACCGUUAUUUGCCUCAACUUAUUUCAGGCUAGGGUUUCUGUUGCCUUUUUAUGUUACCUCAUGUUCAUUGUUUUCACUAAUCUCAUGGUAACUAAUGUCAUAUUUAUGACUUUUCAGAUAGUACAGAGACAGGCUGGUGACAGGUGAUGUCCAGCUCACGCCGCACAAUGGGUCAAUGAACUUUAACUAUUAGCAGCAGUUACGUAAAUGUAAAAUUUAGUGAAAUGAAGCUUAUUGUUUACAAUUCUUACAAUUCUAUAUAUAGUAAUAUAAUUAUUUAUGUAUUAUAAAUAUUAUAUAUCUAAUGUAUAAUUCUUACAAUACUUAUUCAUAUACACAAUAUAUUCAGCUUUAAAACAACUUAAGCAUACUCGUAUAUAAACUGCUGUUCAAAAGUAAUGAGGCUGAAAAUUCAGCUUUUACAAUUAAUAGGGUGUUCGUUACUAACUUUAUCCAGCUCCAGUCCUUGCCUAAUCUGUUAGUUAUCCGAUAACAUCCCUUAUCUCCUAAUUUAAUGAGUAAUACUCAACUAUAAGGUUUUAAUUUACAAGUUAUUUUUAUUUAGAUGUACUGAUAAUAUACAGAAUAAGAUAAUAUUAUUCUUUAAACGUCUCACCUUUUAAAGGUGCGUCGCAAACGGUUUGUUCUGAUGCAUCUCUACAGUGUUUGCUGCUACUUCCGGGAACUAUUGAGAGGCUCCACGAGCCGCCAUUGCUGUAAAAAAAUGUUCCAUUGGAGUCAAUGGAGUUGUCGCAACUCUCUCUCUAUAUGGCUCUGGUUCAUAGUAAAGUAUGACCAAUCGCUGGAAUCAAGUAUACGCGCAUAUUUUCAGAACUUACCAGGAAGUCCAACUUCCUCAUCACUUUCCUCCGAGCGACGUCUUUAUUCGUCCGGUCUCUGUACAUGUAUGACGUUGUGUCACACACCGCUACAACAAUGUUUUCAUCCGUUUCUCCAGAUUUCUUCUGCUACUGCAUCAAUAUGUCAGUGACAUCCGGACAAUCUCAAUGCUGAUAGGCUUUCGCGACAACGCGUCAUGCGGAUUUCUCGCAUGAGUUGAAAAAUGUAAACUCGCACAAAUGCGCGAAUGAAGCGAUUUUGCAUGUUCGAGUCGCGCCAUUCGCUUCAUUGAAUUCGCUUCUAUUCGCAUCUUUGCAUUGACUUUUUAUGUAAUCGCGCCGCGUGAAACGCUCGCUUCUCGUUGUAUGUGAACGCACCAUAAGUGAUUUCCUUGGUGCCAAAAUGUUCCAUUAGGCUUUCGUCUCAUCAGUGGAGGGAUGGUGCGCACAAUAUUACAAUGUUUUGUGAUUUUAUGCAGCUUUAAAACAAUCACAGUAUGUUUAAUGGUAUUAAUAACAGCUUUGUUUCUGGUUUAUUUGAUUUUUAUGGUUUGAUUCAAUAGUUUUGGUUUUUGGAAGUAAUAGCUGUGUACAGAUUGUGUAUAUUACAGUAGUCCUGCAGGAGACUGGUUUCACCUUCAAUGUAUGCCUUUAUCAAAUAAAUAAAAAC
This is a messenger RNA of Xyrauchen texanus (razorback sucker), 4012 nucleotides long. Its product is annotated as V-set and transmembrane domain-containing protein 2-like protein. NCBI's taxonomy places the organism in Eukaryota, Metazoa, Chordata, Actinopteri, Cypriniformes, Catostomidae. The record is from RefSeq and is a predicted model, not a curated record. The coding region runs from base 155 to 820 and encodes 221 amino acids. The transcript is spliced from 4 exons.